Molecule: messenger RNA, 5865 nt
Organism: Falco peregrinus (peregrine falcon)
Lineage: Eukaryota; Metazoa; Chordata; Aves; Falconiformes; Falconidae
Gene: CRACD
Product: capping protein inhibiting regulator of actin dynamics
Exons: 11
Coding region: 801-5198 (1465 amino acids)
Biological process (GO): negative regulation of barbed-end actin filament capping; maintenance of gastrointestinal epithelium
Source: RefSeq, a predicted model, not a curated record
GGGCUGCGGGCGCUGUGCCGCCUGCGGGCGCGGGGGCUGCGCGGCGGGGCGGGGGCUGCGCGGGCGGCCGCACACCCCCGCACGGGAGCCGCCACCGGCUCCUGCCCGCCGCCUUUGUUCCGCCGAAGGUGCGAGGGGCCGUGCGGGCGGUUUUCCGAAGGGGCUGCUCGACCGCCGCCGGGGAAUCCAACGGCUGGACCCGGCUCCGUCCAAUUCCUCCCGGUUUUCCUUUGUUAGCGUUUUCCCGGGGAGUCCUGCAUCCUUCCGGCUUUGCCGAAAAGCAGGAGCUGUCAAGGAUGACUGGUUCACACGAUGCUUCUCCAGAGCGGCAUCGCUUUGUUUGCGCUCCCGUAAGCCAUUGAUCGCACAGCGGCCGGCGCGUUUUAGUGAGCGAUGAAAUAAACCUGCUGCUUUCCACGGCUGAAGGGCAGCGGCACAUCGUGCUCUUCCUCACCCUGCACCUUCACAGCCGGAGCAGGCAGUCUGGGAGAAGAAUGUUAACCACUGGUCCCUAGCAGUGUAUCCAGAUUUCUGAUCACUUAUAUCAAAGAAAAAUCCCCAUUUCAGAGAGGGUGCAAGACUGUGUGGAAGUGCCACACCGCAUCUUAAAAAAAGACAAGAAAAAAGCAGGCAAAUUCCAGCCUUUCAAGAAGCUCUUCAGCAAGAGGAAGAAAAGAGAGCCCAUUUCAGACUGCGAGGAAGCCAAACUGAAGCCCAGCCACUCCUUCGGCAACGUCUGCAAUGGCACCUUCUCCUCUGACGAAGAGCCAAACGGUGGUCUGAGGUCCUCCCAUUAUUCUAUGGGCAGUCGAGCUUUUUCCCAUGACAGUAUUUUUAUACCUGAUGGGAGAACAGAGAGUGAACAGGCCAUCCAAGCAAUGUCACAGGAGAACGUUUUAGGAAAAGUCAAAACUCUUCAGCAACAGUUGGCCAAGAAUAUAAAAUUUGGGCAGCCUCCGCAAAUGACAGUUUCUGUGAGGACCAUGGGGGAGGCAAACGGCAGUGUAGAAGAGGAUGUGUUGCUCAGUGGCCCCAUGGAGACUGAGACUCAACAGGACGCAGUGAUCUCAGACAGUAGCAAUAAAUCCACUGACUCUCCAGAUUUGUUGAGAACAAUGAAUUUGCCUGGAACAGGACAUGAAGUGGAAGAGAAGCAGGUCCCUCCAGUCAAAUCAUCUCGGCCUAAAAGACAAUUUUCCUGUUCUGGCACAAUUGAAACAAUCAAUUUGGAUGCAGUUCCCCAGGCUGUUGCUCGUCUAGACAACAGUGCAGCUAAACACAAGCUUUCAGUGAAGCCAAAAAAGCAGAGGAUGUCAAGAAAGCACAAGAGAUUAACAAAGGGAUCACAAAGUUUAACAAUAACAGAAUUUGAACCAGAGGACCUAGAAACUCAGCUGUAUGGAGACAUACACCCAGGUUAUAAUGGACACAUCAUAGCAGACAAGCUAAUCCAGAACAGAGAUGAGCAGAAGCAGCUUCAGCUGGCAGAGGAGAAAAGAAUUGAAGAUCACUGGGGGAUCUUGGAGGCUGAAAGGAUAAGACAGAUUGUAGAAAUGGAAGAACAAAGAGAAAUGGAAGAACAAAGAUCCCAAGAACUUGAGCAGAUGCAGAAAGAGCAGGAGAGACGGCGUGAAGAAGAGAGGAGGCAGUAUCUCCCUGAAGGAGAGAAAUCUUUGAAAAUAGAAGAGCAAACAUGCCAUAAAGAGGAGAGAAGACUGCUGGAGGCUGAAAAGAGGCAAGAGCUGAAGGAGCAGAGGCGCCAGGAACUGGAGAAGCAGAGGCAGAAGGAGUUGGAGGAACAACAGAGACAAGACCUGGAAAAGCAGAAGCGCCAGGUACAAGAGGAGCAACAGAGACGAGAGCUGGAGGAGCAGAGGCGCCAGGAACAGGAGGAGCAACAGAGACGAGAGCUGGAGGAGCAGAGGCGCCAGGAACAGGAGGAGCAACAGAGACGAGAGCUGGAGGAGCAGAGGCGCCAGGAACAGGAGGAGCAACAGAGACGAGAGCUGGAGGAGCAGAGGCACCAGGAACAGGAGGAGCAACAGAGACGAGAGCUGGAGGAGCAGAGGCGCCAGGAACAGGAGGAGCAACAGAGACGAGAGCUGGAGGAGCAGAGGCGCCAGGAACAGGAGGAGCAACAGAGACGAGAGCUGGAGGAGCAGAGGCGCCAGGAACAGGAGGAGCAACAGAGACGAGAGCUGGAGGAGCAGAGGCGCCAGGAACAGGAGGAGCAACAGAGACAACUGGAAGAGCAGACGCACCAGGAACAGGAAGAGCAGAGACGUCAGAAGUUGGAGGAGCAGAAGCAUCAGGAAUGCGAAGAACAGAGGCACAAGGAGCUGAAGGAGAAAAAGAGUCGAGAGCUGGAGGAGCCGAAGAGGCUAAAGCUGGAAGAAUUAAGGCAACGUGAUGUUGAAAAAUGGUGUCAAAAGGAAGAAGAAAUGAAUGGGCUGGUGGAACAAAAAGAACUUAAGGAACAAAAUAAGGAAGAAAAACAUAGACAAGAGCUAGAAGAGCUUCAAGAAGCUGAAAUAAAACUGAAGCAGGAGAAAGAAUCUGAGAGCCUCCAACAACAGAAGAAACAGGAGGAACAAAGGCAGCGUUUGAACGAGAAAGGAGAAAAGACAGAGCAGGAACAACCCCAGCAAGUAAUGGAUAAGAAAAAGAGAUGGGAAGAGCAGAGAAAACACAAGCUCACAAAACAAAUGCACUUGGAAAGUGCAGAUGGUGUGCAACAAGAUGAACUGAAGCAGCAAAAGGAACAAAAUGAACAAGAAUGGAACAAACUGGAAGAGCAGAAGCUAGACAUAGAGGGACAAAAUCUUCAGCAAAACCAACAAGAAAAAUCCCUGGAACAGCAACAGGACAAGGAUCAGUUGUGUUCAGGAGGGGCUGAUAGGCAUCCAGUAGAGGAGAAACUCCAAGGAGGAUCAAGAUCCCCAAAAAUGAGCCAGCCAGAAAAAGGAAAUAGAACAGCAGAAGAAGUUCUAGCCCAGAAACUGAAGAGAGAAGUUGAGGCUCAGGAACAAAAGCGAAUAGGGGAAGAACUUCGGUGGCAAGAGGUAGAUGAAAGACAAACUGCAUCCAGACCCUUCACAUUUCAAGUGUCUUCUGGAGAUAAACAGAUCAUAUUUCAGAAGGUGAAUCUGAGUCCGGUCAUGCCCGUCAAAGGAGCAGGACUCUCUUCUCCAUCCAUGAAAGACUGCAGGAUGCACACUGGCACCAAGGGUUCUCACACACUGCCGUCAUCUGUGUGUGUACCCCAUACAGCUAUUUUGGUUACCGGAGCACAGCUGUGUGGCACAGCAGUUAACUUGAACCAGAUAAAGGACACGGCUUGUAAAUCGUUACUUGGCUUAACAGAGGAAAGAAAAAAUUUGGAUAUUCCUUCACCAGAGAAGGCCCAGAAAAAGAAACAGGAUCCCAAACACAGUAGCAGUAAAAUGAAAUAUGCCCAAGAGGCACUGAACAACCAGGCCGUGCUAGCUGAGUGGGCCUCUAUCCGCUCCAGAAUCCUAAAGAACGCAGAAAACAGCAAAUAUAACGAGAGAGACCGAGUAAGUGUCUGCAGACACAGUGAUGACUGGACACCCCGAGGACGAAGUGCUCCCCACGGCAACUUGAGGAAAACCCUCUCUGCAAAUGCCAAGUUCUCCAUAACACCAGCAUGGCAGAAAUUUUCAGAAGCCUCAAGAAGCAAUUCAGAUGCUGAGAAUGUAAGCGCGGCAAAAGGCAAUGAAACAGUGGCUGUGGGGAGAAUCGCUGGCUCAUCUGCUGAUUCAAAGGAAGAUGUGACUUCCACUUUUAAGGAUAACUUAGCUGAAAGGGCUAAAGAGAAAAUGGAAACCCGUAGCGAAAUGACAGACAACACAGAAGGCUGCAAAUUUGCAAAAGACCUUCCAUCUUUCCUUGUUCCAAGUUUUCCUCAUUCUCCAAGUAAACAAUUACCCCAGCCAGAAUCUCCUGGUGCUCCGGAAAAUCAGCAGAAUAACAGCACAAAAAAAUCAGACAAACAAGCACCAAAUGGAGAAGAAAACGUUUCUCCUUUUGGGAUAAAGUUACGGAGGACAAACUACUCUUUACGUUUCCAUUACGAUCAACAGGCAGAGCAAAGGAAAAAGAAAAGAUACAGUGCAGGAGAUAGUUUUGAUGGCGUGCCAGACCCACUGGUGACAACAGAAGGUGAGAAAGAAUCCUCUGUUUUUGCUCCACAAGAAAGUACACCCCCUGGCAUGGGGAGAGCCAACAUCCCUGGCAAUUUCAAAGACUCAAAAGACUCUUCAGUUACUGUGGUGGAGAUUUCCCAACAAGCGGGCAUGCCAGUGGUCCUACCAGCCACCAGCCAGAGCGCUUUACCCCCUCAUGAAAAAUCAGCCUGCAAGUCACUGUUCCCACAGAAACCUGCUUUAGCUCCAAAGCCCACCAGCCAGACACCACCACCAUCUCCUCUCUCUAAAGUGAACAGAUCACACCUCGCCGAUAAGUUAGGGCAAAGGCUGGCGAAAGCUGAAUCAGAGGGUGGCUGGAGAAAAGAAGACAGAGUAAAUGCAGUGCACCCCACACCAUCCAAUGAGUACAAAAAUGAAGAGGAAGAAAUCAGAGAAAAGAAGUCGUUUUUCCCAUCUAUAAGUAUUCCGUGGAGAGAAAAAAAUGACAAAAAGCCUGAGCCACUGAAGAAAGAAAAGCCUGUCCUCCAGAGCAGGCAUUCUUUAGAUGGCUCUAAAUUGAUGGAAAAAGUCGAAACUUCACAACCGCUUUGGAUUACAUUAGCACUGCAAAAGCAAAAGGGAUUUCGAGAGCAGCAAGCUACAAGGGAAGAGCGGAGACAAGCCAGAGAGGCGAAGCAAGCAGAGAAGCUGGCGAAAGAAAAUGCUGCUGUAAGUAAUCAGUCAGAAAAUAAAAGCAGCAGCAGCAAAACAAGUACACUGCAGAAAUCUACAACUCAGGAAGGGGAGAAGAAAAUUGAGACCGCUGUUUCAAGACUGGAAAGAAGGGAGCAGCUGAAGAAGUCAAACACCCUUCCAACUUCUGUGACAGUGGAAAUUUCAGAUUCUGUUCCACCUGCCACACUGGCAAAAGAGGUGGCCAAGAGGUUCUCUACACCUGAUGCUAACCCUGUGUCAACGGAACCUGCCUGGCUUGCAUUAGCCAAAAGGAAAGCAAAAGCCUGGAGUGACUGUCCACAGAUCAUAAAGUAAACUGUAAACUUACAUCUCUAUUGCUAUUGAUUGCUUUCUUUUUAUUUAUUCAGCUUUUUACACAUGACAAAACUGAAAAUGCAUGUAUUGAAGGACUGAAAACUGAACUGAUUACCAUUUUGCUCUAGCUCACUGUAAAGUCUACUCAACUCAUAUACUCCAUUGCUUUGACAAACAGCUAAAUAAGGUCAUGGCAAAAAUUUCAGAGCCAGACUCUCAAAAACUUAAAAAUGCUCAGCUAUUGGACGAAAAUUUUAGCGAGUAUCAUAAUAAGGGCCAGAACUUCAGUUCAGAAGCUCCUUAAAUUCUGUGGGUAUUCGGUUCUGAAAUUUGAGAUCUCUACAGUUAAGUGGAGAUCUUUUUUUUUUUUUUUUUCUCCUCCAAUGCUACAUUGUUGAAAAUUAAAGGCAAGAUGCAUGUUCCCUUCUCUUCUACCUAAAUUUUUUUUAAGUGUUAAACUGUAUGAAAUGUCAGUUCUGUCUGCUCUUUGAAAGCUUCUUCCCUAAUGAAGAACUUCAGGAGAUAUCAUACUACCUGCAAAUGCUAAGUAGAAAGUUGGUACCAUCCAAGUAUUGAGAUAAUUUCUUUUAUCACAGGAUUAAUACAUUAUGUCUAUAUUCCCUUACUCCUCGGAAGAAAACAAUUGAUCCUACUUUUUUUUUUUUUU